AAACCAUACAAUUUUGUUUCUCCAAACAUGACAGCUAUCGAGAAAUUUUUCACUGAAAAAUCCCCGGAUUCCGAGCAAGUUCUGUUGAAAGUCAUCGAGUUGGGCAUCGAUUUUUUGGGCGGAGAAUGGAAGAAUGUGGAUAAAAGUCAAGUGAAUGUUUCGCGAGUUCAUGGUGGACAAUCGAAUCACAUGUUCCACGUGACGUCAUCUACAUCAGCCACUCCAUAUCUUUUAAGAAUCCAUCGUCAGCCUCCGAGCCAAGUUUUCACGGAUACCGUCAAUUUGGCGAUUUUUUCGGAGCGAGGACUUGGUCCAAAACUUUAUGGGUUUUUCGAAGGAGGAAGAAUGGAAGAGUUUCUCCCGAGUAAAACUUUUGAUGUGAAUGAUGUUUUGGUUCCAGAAAAUUCUCGAAAAAUCGGUGCAAUCUUCCCACUCUAUCAUUCAAUCAAUGUUCCAGUUUCAAAAAGUCGCCGGUGUGUUCACUUGAUGAGAGAAUGGCUCAAUGGAUACGAAAGUCUUGGAGGUGGUGACUAUGAGAUUUUGCCAACUACAGUCAACUAUUCGGAUCAUCCUAAAUCAGUUUCCAUCAAAGAUCUGAAUCAUGAAAUCGACAAUUUCGAAAAAUGGUCGACUGAAAUUUUUGAGCACACUUUGGUCUUCAGUCACAAUGAUCUAGCGUCUACCAACAUUCUCGAGCUCAACUCCACAAAAGAGCUCGUAUUAAUUGAUUGGGAAUUUGGAACUUAUAACUGGAGAGGAUUUGAUUUGGCAAUGCAUUUAUCCGAGACAGCGAUUGAUUAUCGUGUACCAUUUCCACCUGGAAUCAAGAUGAAUGGAGAUUUAAUUGAUAAUCCACCAAAUAUUCAAAUUUUCUGUGAAGCUUAUGUUGAAGCUGACAAAAAGCUCAAAAACCGUUCACCAUCGGAUCCAACUGCUGAAGUGAAAGCUCUAAUUCAAGAAUGUCAAUUCUUCUGGCCUCUUACAAAUCUCUUCUGGGCACUCUCAGCCAUGAAGCACUCACUUCUUAAAUUCGAAAAUGGAGUUGAUUUGGACGUGCAAGCACGUGAUCGAUUGGCAGUUUACUUCCACUUGAAACCAAGAUCUCAGAAGAUUUACGAGGAAUUGAGCAAGAAAUGAUUUGCAACUAACAUGUAUACUUAUUUUUGAUUGAUGAUUUCUGUGAAUGAAUUAUUUCCUU
Messenger RNA from Caenorhabditis elegans, 1198 nucleotides. RefSeq names its product Choline kinase B2 (gene ckb-2). The transcript has 8 exons. Gene Ontology annotation, molecular function: choline kinase activity. The record is from RefSeq and is marked reviewed. The coding region runs from base 28 to 1137 and encodes 369 amino acids. Gene Ontology annotation, biological process: phosphatidylcholine biosynthetic process. NCBI's taxonomy places the organism in Eukaryota, Metazoa, Nematoda, Chromadorea, Rhabditida, Rhabditidae.